AGGACGGGUGGCCAAUUUUGAAACGGAUGCAAACGAGAAACGGAAAAAUAUGGACGUUUGUGGCAAAAGUCGGGUGUAGUUUUGUUGCCCUGUAAACGAUGGCACUGCAUUCUUUUGCAUAAAACAUUAACAAAAACUCCAUUUUCACGGCCAGUGUAAAAAGCAUCACCUUUGCCUUCAACGCAUCUGUCAACGGUGCAAUUUUCUGUAUCUGUUUUUUUGUCGUACCAGCCGGAGCGUUGUUGGAUCAAAUCUGCAGCAAAGGAAACAGGGAUUUUCGAGUGAACGUGCCGUCUUCUUGCACAAUGAACCGGUUGGACAACGCCGAACGUACGCCGCGAAAGGGAAGCGUUACGAUGGACGAAGAAGCGGCAGCCGCCCUUCGAGCAACAGUCACCAAGUCUGGCCGGAAGAUAAAACGACCGCUUCAUCUGGCGUCGCCGGAUCUCACCCUAUCCGAGGGGGGGCGCGGAUCGCCGGCCAAGUCGAUCACCGGCCGUAAAUCGACGAAAGCUAGCGUCAGCGAUGAGCGCGAAAAGGAUGCUCCCGGGACGUCGAAUAAGCAACCGGUGUCGUCCGCUGAACAAACGAUGAAAGAAAAAUCAUCGUCACGGAAAACCGUUACCAGGAAAACCCUCACAUCCGGCAUCUCCGAAGUGACAACACCGAAAAAGGGAAACGAGAUGCCGAACGCAGAGGAAAGUGGAGUGUCGAAGUCCGGUCGCAAGGUGAAGGUGCCCGCCAAAUUGAUGGAUUACGAAAGCAGUUUGGUCGGUAGUCCCCGGAAAGGUGGUGCAGCAUCGGCCACCGGCGUGAGUGACGCUGCCAAAACUCCAGCCCGUGCCGUUCGAUCGGCCAAGAAGCUGGCAUUGGAAUCAUCUACGAAUAAGGGCAUUGUGGAGCGGGCAAUGGACAGAAAAACGAAUGCGUCGGAUGUUACUGCUACUGAAACCACACCGACCAAAUCUCGUGGUCGUCGGGCGCGAUCAGUGGCCCCAGCCAAACCGGUAGCGGAUGAACCUUUAUCUGAGGAAGAGCGUCUUCUUAAGGCGACUCGCACUCCCGGUCGCAGGUUGAUGGGCAUUUCGAUGAUAGAUAUUGGAUCAACACUAGCAUCGCAACAAACUAAACAACGUAAACGGGCCACAGUCGUGGAGACAAAAGGGAGCGAGAACGUAGAGCCAGUGUCUAAAACUAAUGUUGCAAAGAAAUCUAGGAGAAAGACAACAACAGCCACGGAGACAGAGGUUUCUGAUGUGCUCUCCAAAACAUCUGAAUCGGAUGAAGGUAGCACUAAUGGGGAAGCUGAAAACAAAGUAAUAACCACCGAACGGGGGGAAACAAUUCAAGCAACCCAAUCUGGAACUCCACGUGCUGGUGCCCAAGAAUCGAACGUACAGGAAGCCCAGAAGGAACUGACCGAAACUGAAAGCCUUACAGCUGACGUUCAGCAAUCCAGCAAGAAAACACCUCGUCAACGAGUGCCAACUAUUGUGGUAUCGGAAGUUUCAGCCACUUGCUCGCCCGUAUCAGCUUCUCCGGAAGGUCAAGGGUUUUCGCGUUCCGGUCGUAAGAUAAAACCAAAGAAAAUAUUCGGCGCGGAGGAUGGUGAUGGUGACAAGUCGAUUACCAUGGCAACCGUUGCUCCUAUCGAUACUCCGGCCAAUUCGUUCGUCACCCGCAGAACCAUAGAUGACCAUCAUCAUGCUGCUAGAGCAAAGCCGGUACCAUCCGAGGAACCGAUUGAUGAACUGGAUUGUGCCGUUCCGCUGAUUGGUGCCACCGUUUCUGCGGUCGAUGAAUCGAUUGAUGUGCCAUCAACCAGCAGUCGGUCGGGCCGUGUAAUCAAACCGAAAAAGUUUUUCGAUGACGGCAGCUUUACCGAGAAAAAAAAGUCGCUAGACGUUUCGCCGUCCCGGCGUCGUCCGAUGGGGGAGGAGGUUUCGGAAGCUGUGGGUAAAAUGAGGGCAAAGCAAUCGCCAAUAGUAUCCAAAAAAUCUUUCAUCGUAAUUCCUGACACUCCGGUCCCUGGUGAAGUGGAAAACGUAAAUGUGCCUUCCUUAGAAGAAUCUAUUUCAUCGGAAAAUCUGCAAGACGAGAAUCAGAUUGUCGAUGUUAUUCUACCGAAUUCUGAACCGCAAUUGCUGUCGGCUGCAGAUGAUCCUGUGGAAGAAUGUGCCCAGUCUGAUCCUGCAGAAGCAAAUGAAGAUGUCCUGCGCCCUGAAGAUGUUCAACCUGUCGAUGAGUUCGAAAGUAUUUCUUUGGAUGAUACAAAACCGAUUGAAAAGCAAUCGCCCGUAGCGAUAGUCGGACCGUCAGAAUCUUCGAUCAUCAUAAUCCCUGAUACUCCAGCCACAGACGCAAUUCACGGUCGCCAGUUGAGUGAUACCUUUUCACCGGAAAAACCAACAUUACCGCACGAACGGAUACCUCAUAUUGUACCAGAGAUCCCGAUCUCCGAGACAUCUACCGUCGCCACAGACUCGCGCACUGUGGCCACACCGCGUACGCCCGAUAGUAAAACAAGUCAGGCGAAUGAGUGUUCGCCAGACAAGCCACCAGAAGUGAUUGAACUGUUAGACAGUCCGGCAAGCAUGGCCUUUAGUGAGCAGAUGAAAGGCGGUAACAGUACAUCCAGUACACCUUUGGUACUUUUUAAUGCUGGAGAAAACAAACCAGCUUCGGUUCGAAAACGGUCAAUGUCUACCAGCGCCGCAGAAGCCAAGAAGCGCAACGUUACGUUCCAUAGCCCAGCCAACGUCACAGUACUGGUGGACACAAUCGAUGAGCUCAUGCAAAAGAAGGUGGUUCGCCGGAAGCGCUCGCUGUCAGAACAUGCCCCAGGAGCCACGGUCGGGGCCGAUGAUGGCGUAAAACCGAAUAAGAUAAGCAAAAUUCCAAAUUUUAAAAGCAUUCACGAGAAAAACUUCAAACGCAUGGAAUCGAUCGGCGAUUUUAUGAAACGCAAGGAGAAACGCGCCCAAAUGAUUCUAACAGCGGCAAGCCCAGCCACAAAGAUUCUUGCGCAUGGUGUGACCGCUGCUACGACUACGGCAAUCGCCACAGCUCCGUCCAACACUAAACAUAACCAACCAACAAUCGUGAAGAAACCGGAACGAUUAUUUACUUUCAAGUCGGGUGGUAGUUCUGGUACGAGUGCGGCCACCACCAGCAGCCUGAUAAAUAAGGGUGAUUCGGUCUAUGAACCAACGGUUGCCGCGGCACUUUUCAAACGCGGACCAACAGCAAAAGCAUCAGCACUGAAAAGACCGAUCGGUACCCAUGAGCAACGUCUGGCGAAUCGGCAGAAGUUGUACAAAACGGCUGCACCCCUAGCGAAUGCCACCUCCGCCGGUGUCGUCGCCCCGUCGUCAACCGUGGCAGCAAGUGCACCUCAAGGAUCAACUACUAGUUCCACCACAGUUCGACCAGUUGAUCAGCUGCGUACGAAACAGUCGACCAUCCUGAAAGGCGUGCGAACAAACCGUCGUUUCGAGUUACAGAUGAAGCAUCGAGACAAUUUGCAGUAGCCGUGUGGACCGUGUUUACGACAUCAUUGACGAUUAUCACUUUAUUAUUGACGAACGACCGGUUUUCCGUUUAUUUUUUCAUUUAAUUUUAAUGUUAACAUGAUCGCGCUUGUAUAUUAACCCACUUUUGAGAGAUCCUGGGGAUCGAUUGAUGUAACAUUAUUCGCGUAUGCUACGUUUUUUUCUAUACUAACAACCGUUACUUGAUAUACUGCAAUAAACCAUUUAAGUUAGUCUUUUCCACGCGA
Messenger RNA from Anopheles aquasalis, 3778 nucleotides. It is a transcript of the gene Mink, whose product is annotated as Mitotic spindle and nuclear protein. Gene Ontology annotation, cellular component: microtubule; spindle. Lineage: Eukaryota; Metazoa; Arthropoda; Insecta; Diptera; Culicidae. The record is from RefSeq and is a predicted model, not a curated record. Gene Ontology annotation, biological process: establishment of mitotic spindle localization; mitotic cytokinesis.